This is a messenger RNA of Sebastes umbrosus (honeycomb rockfish), 2408 nucleotides long. RefSeq names its product tumor protein p53 inducible protein 3 (gene tp53i3). The transcript is spliced from 8 exons. Gene Ontology annotation, molecular function: NADPH binding; quinone reductase (NADPH) activity; quinone binding. The record is from RefSeq and is a predicted model, not a curated record. Lineage: Eukaryota; Metazoa; Chordata; Actinopteri; Perciformes; Sebastidae. Bases 794 to 1897 code for a protein of 367 amino acids.
AAAUGUUAUGAAAUAAUAGUAAUAUAAUAUUAUUAUUUUUUAUAUUUUUCUGACUGUAUUUAUCUAUGCAGAUAAGUUUAGUUCUAUGUGCUCACGCAGUUUAGUACUGAAGCGUAAUGCAUUCAUUUAAGAAUAAAAUAACUUAUAAUAUAGUAAAUAAAUAUAAAUAAAAAGUAUUUGCCCUGUUUUUCUGAAUUAUCAAGAUAUGAUCUCAGAAUUCAGAGAAAGGUUUUCAUGGAAAAAAAAAAUCUGCUCUGUUUUUCUGAAUUAAUGAGAUCAGUUGCACUCCAUGGGGAUUUUCAGAAAUUGCUUAAUUUUCACCGAAACGCCUAAUUUUCCCUUGAGUCACCACAUAGCCAGCCAGAUGCAUGAUCUUAUAUCCAUGAAGCAUGCCAUAUCGGUUCAACUGAUUCUAGAGAAAUGGUGAAUGGACUUGCUCCUUUCUAAUCUUUCGACCACUCAAAGCGUUUACACUACAUGUCAGCAUUCACACACAUAUUCAUACACUGAUGGCAGAGGCAAGGUACCAACCAGCCCAUCAGGAUCUAAUCUAAAUACUCAUUCAAACACCGAUGGCACAGCCUUCGGUAGCAAUUUGGGGCUCAGUAUCUUGCCCAAGGACACUUCAAUAUGUGGACUGGAGGAGCCGGUGAUCGAACCACGACCUUCCGUUUGGUGGACGGUUGACGACCUACUGUACCUCCUGAGCCAACACCACAAUGUCCAGCAGAACACAAUGGGCUUUACGUCUGAUCAACUGUAAAGUCCUGAGUUGCCACUGCUGAGACUAUAAAUGCAUCACAUCCGGCACACUGGAAGAAUUCUACUUGGAAACACCAACCAGACAGCCUGGCACAAGUGUUGCUCUAGCUUUGCCAAGAUGAUGCGUGCAGUGUGUGUUGAUGUACCAGGAGGACCAGAGAAUUUGCUGCUGCGGACCGUCCCUCGACCUCAGCCUAAAGGUGGAGAAGUCCUGAUUAAAGUUCAUGCAACUGCCCUCAACAGGGCGGACUUACUGCAGAGGCGAGGGCUGUACCCGCCUCCCCCAGGUGAGAGUGACAUCAUCGGCCUGGAGGUGGCUGGUACCGUGGACACUCUGGGCGUGGGAGUUAAAGGAGGCUGGAGGCCAGAUGAUCGGGUCAUGGCCUUGCUCUCUGGAGGAGGAUAUGCAGAAUAUGUUUCGGUGCCCGAGGAGCUUCUCAUGCCCGUUCCCUCUAAUCUCACUCUGUGGCAGGCGGCAGCGAUCCCAGAGGCCUGGCUCACAGCGUUUCAGCUGCUGGUUUCCAUCGCUCAGGUGAAGGAGGGUGAGGUAGUGCUUGCUCACGCUGGAGCCAGCGGAGUCGGAACAGCUGCCGUUCAGCUGGUUCGUCUGUUUGGUGCCGUGCCUGUCGUUACUGCAGGGAGCCAUGAAAAACUGAAGAUGGCCGAGAGUCUGGGAGCAGCAGCUGGGUUUAACUACAAAGAGGAGGGCUUCGCACAGGGAGUUCAUGACUUUACAGGAGGCAAGGGAGCCAACGUCAUCCUCGACUGCAUCGGUGGGUCUAACUGGGAGCAAAAUGUGAGCUGUUUAGCCACCGAUGGCAGAUGGGUGCUGUACGGCACCAUGGGAGGCCGGGGGGUGGAGGGAGAUCUGCUGGGAAAACUGCUCUCCAAGCGAGGCCACCUGCUGUGCAGCCUCCUCCGCUCUCGCAGCCUUCAGUACAAAGCAGACCUGGUGAAGGCUUUCUCACGCAGAGUGUUGCCGUGUUUCUCAGACCAGGCUGCCUCCAUGAGGCCGGUGAUCGACAGGACAUUCAACCUGGAGGACAUCGCAGACGCUCACAGGCUCAUGGAGGCCAACAAGAACACGGGGAAGAUCGUCGUUAAUGUGAUUCCACAGAAUCAGGAAACUCAGUGACGAACAGAUGCAGUAAUAUUAACAGAAAUGUAACUGCUCUGAAGUUAAUUUGAUUCAUGUCAGUGAAUCUUACAACACAGUGAUAUUUGAAAAAUAUUUGCUAACACAAAUGUUGAUCAUGAUUUUAAAUAUGCCUUGUCCACCGAUAUCCAAUCCAAAGAUUCAAGGAAGGGUUAAUCAGCAGCAACUGGACUUUGGUUUAGGUUCUUGAAGACGUUUCACUUCUCAUCCGAAAAGCUUCUUUAGUCAUACUCUUCUUUAGUCAUACUCGUAAAUUCGUGAGCCUGUUAGAUAGCUCAGGGCUUCUGCCCUUUUCUAUCAAUAGGAGAUCGUUGGAGGGAGGAGAGAGGAGAUGGAGGAGGAGCCCAGUUGGUUUUGAGGCGUCAUGGCCCGGCCAGAUGAGUUUUCUUUUUUUUUCCCUUUUCCUUUCUUCCUUUUCCUCAUAACAAAAAAUUAAAUGAAGUAUGGAUAAAACAAAAUGGAGGGAAAAAUAAAUUAAAGAAAGAAAAAA